AUGGUGCUGGGUGAGCAGAUGCUAGUGCCGCAAACCUACGAUCCUGACACGUACGACCCCGAUGGCCGAAUACCAUGGACGUCCGAGCCAAAGCCAUAUAAUCCCGAGACCUAUGCAGCCUGGGGCCGGAAGCAUUUUAGUGAAGACUGGUAUAAAUUGCAAAAGACCAUGCUCAAGGAAAGGAAUAUCUAUCUUCAGCGACCGUUUGAGCCAGGACGCCAAUCUGGACGGAUGCGUGACACAGGGCGGAAGCGAUUGUGGGCUCGACUAUCGAAGGAGUUAGGCAUCCCCAGCAAUCCCGCAUCUCCAACGUCAAAGGACAAUGACGACAGCGACACCGAGCUCAGCGGGUUCGACACUUACCCCCCAACCCCCGAGCCUUGUGAACCGACGCCUCUCCCUGACGAUCCAUGGGAACGACUAGAGCUGCGUCGAAGAGAGUUCCGUUGGGACGAGGAGGAGUAUCAGUUCAAGAAGAUCUUCUUCAAAGAAGGCCUCUUAGACAAGGCCAGGACGCACCGUGAAGACGGUCCAGGCGACAGGUAA
Molecule: messenger RNA, 546 nt
Organism: Metarhizium acridum CQMa 102
Lineage: Eukaryota; Fungi; Ascomycota; Sordariomycetes; Hypocreales; Clavicipitaceae
Source: RefSeq, a predicted model, not a curated record